GAUAGGGAUAGUUUUAAUUAUUUGUUUUCUUUUCGGAUACAUAUCUCAGAUUUGACAGCACAAAGAAGUCGGCCAUUUUAUUGCUUGAGAAGCUGUGGCUUUUCUCCCGUCGGGAGACUUGUAUUUUUUAUCAAAUUAUUUUUAUUAGGCAAUCGUUUUAACAGCGUACAAAUCGGUAUACGUAUUUAGUGUUUAAGGACAGAGUUUAUUUACGUGAAGAGAUGGACGAUCCGAAUAGAAUGAUGGCGCAUAGCGGCGGGCUGAUGGGUCCGCAAGGGUACGGGUUGGCCGGGGGCGAGGGCGCGCCAGCGGCAGGGGACGGCGAGGCCCGCAAGCAGGACAUCGGGGAGAUCCUGCAGCAGAUCAUGAACAUCACGGACCAGAGCUUGGACGAGGCGCAGGCCCGCAAGCACACGCUCAACUGCCACAGGAUGAAGCCAGCGCUCUUCUCGGUGCUGUGCGAGAUCAAGGAGAAGACAGUACUGUCACUCCGCAACACUCAAGAGGAGGAGCCCCCAGACCCACAACUGAUGCGCUUGGACAACAUGCUGAUUGCCGAGGGUGUUGCCGGGCCGGAAAAGGGCGGCGGUGCUGGUGCCGCUGCCUCCGCCUCCGCUGCGGCUGGAGAAUGGGACAACGCGAUCGAGCACUCGGACUACCGCGCGAAGCUCGCGCAGAUCCGGCAGAUCUACCACCAGGAGCUGGACAAGUACGAGAACGCGUGCAACGAGUUCACCACCCACGUGAUGAACCUACUGCGCGAGCAGAGCCGCACGAGGCCCAUCACGCCCAAGGAGAUCGAGCGCAUGGUGCAGAUCAUCCACAAGAAGUUCAGCUCCAUCCAGAUGCAGCUGAAACAGUCCACCUGCGAGGCCGUCAUGAUUCUACGCUCCCGUUUCUUGGACGCCCGUCGCAAGCGCCGCAACUUCAGCAAGCAGGCGUCCGAGAUACUCAACGAGUACUUCUACUCGCACCUCUCCAACCCCUACCCGAGCGAGGAGGCCAAGGAGGAGCUCGCGCGCAAGUGCGGCAUCACCGUCUCGCAGGUGUCCAAUUGGUUCGGCAACAAGCGCAUCCGCUAUAAGAAGAACAUCGGCAAGGCGCAGGAGGAGGCCAACCUGUACGCCGCCAAGAAGGCCGCCGACCUUUCCUGGAUCGGUGCAGCGCGCGAGCGCUCGCCCCCCGGCAGGGCUACUUCAAAUUACACCGCAGGCGCGUCCCCUUACUCGAUGGGCGCGGCGUCCGGCACGGCGACGCCCAUGAUGUCGCCGGCGCCCACGCAGGACUCCAUGGGGUACUCGCUGCCCGCGCCCGGCUACGACCAGCCGCAGCCCUCCUACGACGGAUCCAUGGGCUACGACCCCAUGCACCAGGACCUCUCGCCGUAGUCGACCAGGCUCCGGAUAUUAUUCACUUGCGCAGCUUCCACUGAAUUGCCAUUUACGUAACUCUACUCUAGGUCCCUAACGGCUCUCGAGCCCUAGCAUAGUACAUUGUAUACUGUAACUUAUAAUACUUACAAACUCACAUGUAGCGUGCUAUUUUUGGAAAGACAUGUAAUUUCACCUUGUCUCACGUUCGAUCCGACUGUGUCCAGUAUUUAUUUAUUUAGUUUCGGACGCUAAAAGUACUUAAAAACGUAUUUGUACCUCAAUUGUACUGUAAAUGGUUGUUGCGUGGACUUUCAUGCACAGGCCGUCCUUCAGUGGCACUUCCGUGGUCGAUAACGCCCUGUUGAACAACAUGACAAUUGUCAUCUGACAUUGACAAUCCGCCGUACAUUGCUGGUCCAAGAAGAAAGUAUUGAAGGUAUUUAGAUGCCGUCGUUAUUUAUCGACCGAGAAAUGUACAAGAAAUUAUCAAUUUAUCAGUGUCAGUUGACAAUUGUCAGAGUGGUGAAAUAGGCGACUAGUAUCUCGCUGUUAACGGUUAUUCUGAAGACGUUCGCACAAACAUCAUCAUUUAGAGACUGGUCAAAAUAUUACACGUCAUUAUAAUUAGUAAAUGUGUAGCUCACUCAGGGCACGCAUAUACAAGUGAUGAUACUGAUGAUUAUUGAAGCUUAAAUAUGUGUAUAAUACAUGUGUUCAUUGAAAAUCCACUAUAAAGAGGUUUGUUAUUGUUAAAACAUCACAAUUAAAAAUAUACUUCACGUUGAUCUAAACAAUUAAACUUAAUUAACUUGACAACUGAGAAUUGCCGUUAACAGUUUACAAGAACGGCAGCUAAAGACUGUUACAUUAUCUUCGAGUUAGGAAUGUACAAAUUGUCAGAUGGCAGAUGAUAAUUGUCAAGUUAUUGAAAAACGGAAGUGCCACGAAUAGUCCUUUAUUAUGGUAUUAUUUUUUUAUUUCGACCAGUGAAAUCUGAAAUUAUUGAAAGUUAUUAUUUGGCAGUAUUAGUAGUGAUCACUACGGAUGGGGUCGUUUCAUUUUGUCUUUCUGUACGGUGGAUAUGAUACGAUAUGUAGAUGUAAGCUAUCUUAUAGUGAGUAAGUGUUCGGAUAAUUUGUGCUGAUGCGGCGUAGCGGCGGAGCAGUGGGACAAUAUACUUACAGAUGUACCAAUACGGUAUAUCAAAGAUUUUGUUUCAUAUUUGUUCGAAUUUUCAACGGAUACUGAAAUAUGUAUACUGUAUAUUAAAUUUUUCCCAAGUUAAACUUAUUUUGAAUUAUCAAAUAUAAAUUGGAGUGUAUUUUCUGUGAAUAGGGUUUACCCUAUCCAUAGGGUUACCCUAUUCAUACUAUAUUCAAUAUGUCCGAUUGCUCCACCGCACGCCCUGUCUUCUAUUUGUGUGCAAUUUAAAGCGCACCGUAUUCACUAGAGUAUUUGCAAUGCAACAACAUGACAAAACAUUUGCAAUGUAAAAUGACGUUCAAUAUAUGGACAAAAACGUAAAUGCAUUUCAUAAUUAGACACAAAGAUCGAGCAGGCUCGUUUUAAAACUUGAUUCACUUUCAUGUUUUUUGUUACUUAAGUUAUAAAUAAAAACAAAUAGUACUUUAUUUCACGCAUUGAUUAUGUUGUGCCGCGGGCGGGGUAUUUAACUAAAACCAAACAUAAUGAACACUAUUGUGGCGUUGUUUAGACUCUAGUGGAUAUCGUGACGCUGAAUUUUAAAUAUUUUAUUAUUGUAAAGGUUGUGCCUAUUAGCUCCGAUGCACUUGAUUUGUUCAUUCAACAGACUGUAGCUCAACUGGCUUUGACCAUAAACAUGUAUACAAUUUUUAGAUACCAAAAUAUCGUCCACUGGCAAUUCCUAGACCGUUAUUGCAAACAAGGGUUAACCCUUUGAACACCACGACCAUUUAUCGCGCCAUGGUAAACCUUAUUGGAAUGCAUUAAGGUUAAUAUUAAACUGUAACCGUGCGCGUUUGUGGACGUAUUUGUCGGUCAAAGGGUUAAGAGUGUUGCCUUUGUAUACAUGUUUAUAAACGUGACUGUAUACGACUCUUCUUCAACCGCCUCUCUCGAACCGUUCUUAGAAGAAAGAGACAAACAAUGUCAGCUUCGGACUCACAGUCAGUUGUGUAAAGAAUCGUUUCUUUAGAAAAUUGGUUGUACGGCUAAGGAAGGAGUUGCGAAUGUCAAACGAACUAUUUUAUUAUCAAAGCGUUGGUUGUGACGAGCGGUGUGCUGCUAACAUUUUUUAUAACACUAUAAUGUCAAACCAUAGUAAUUGUAUUUUUAUUACAUUUAUUUAUGUCUUAAUUUCAUAACCCACUUCUUCUCUAUAAUAAAAAGGCUCCAGCUACUUAUGUCGAAGUCAAUUAUGAUGGGAGCCAGUUUUUCAUUUGGUUACUGUUCAAGAUAUUCAGAAAACAACAAUAAACGUGUAAAAAGACUGUUCGCACAGUGGUUUGCCAUCUUUAUUAAUACCAUAGACAUAUAUUAUCAAAUUUAAAAAGGUAUUACUUAGUUGAACUUUAAAAUGGCGAAAUCACUAAGAUUUUUUUGUUCUAAUUAAAAUAUUCAUAGCUUAACAUGCAGUAAAGUAACGUGGGAAUGUGCAGCUAAUGUAAUCAAUCUUGAAACGCGUUUCGCCAUUUUGUAUUCAAUACUCGAUAGUUCAUCCUAAUUAUUUGUAAAGUCCAGAUAUCAUUUUAGUAACAUCAACUACCGAAUAACGUCAUGCUCAACGAGCACACUAUUUAAAUAAAAGAAGUAAUGUAUGAAAGUAAUAAUGAUGUAGCCGCGCACCGCCCGCCAGCCUCUUCCACUCGGUGCUAACAUAUACUAGCACAAUUAUUAUUUAGCUAUUAGUUUACCCUGAAUCCGUUCACUAUCCGCACGCCGCGGAAUAGGUUAUCAUUAGCGUAUCGGGACUAUAGCACUAUCCUGCCAGUACCUCUACAACCCACUGCUCAAAAUAUUAUAAUAAAAUAAAAUAAGCCUCGUUUAAAAACGUGAUGAUAACCGAAUGUUGUCUAUUUACACUUCUAGCUCUAUGGGUUUCAUAUUCACGAUGUUCACUCUUUUGAAAUAGAAACCUAUUGUAUGAAAACCCCAUUGUUAGGACUGGCCAGCAAUUUUCAUUGUAUUAAAUUGGAUUCCAUAUAAUAAAGAUGAAAUAUAAACAAUAGGGAGGAAUAAGAAGUGAAAGAAUCUCAUUUCGGAUUCAAAAUAAAGAUCCUAAUCCUAAUUAAUUAGAUAUGGAGAUUUUAAUAAAAUGUACAUCUAAAUAGUUCAGCUCGAUUGACUUGUAAUUAAAAUUUAUUUACCCUAUUUAUAUUAGGUAAUGCAACAGUGGCCAAGUGUGAUCUGGCGAUAGUGCUACAGUUCCCACUUUUAUUAUUAUGUUAGUCUCACUUCAAUUAGAUUUAGAUCGGACUUGAAUCCUAGCAUUAAGUUGAUGUGUUCUAAAACAUUAUAUCUGAGACAGUAUACGAAUAACGACAAAUUUAAAAAAAAAUGUUAAAAUUUUCUGAGGUUCGAUGUUUUGCAACUGCGCCGCCUAGGCAGGGAGACACGCGACUCUGUCGCUUGUCGUUGUGAUUGUACAGUGCCGGGUACUUGUAGUUAGAUAUUAUAACUAUGUGCUAUUUAUUAUUUUUAUGUCUAUACACUAUAACUGUAGGAUAGACUCAUGUAUAUGGCCUCUCCAAACAUCACCGAUAAUCGCAUGCGAUUUGAGAUACAUUGCGACAUUUGAUCGAUCGAAUUGGAUUCGAUGGUACUACUUAGCCGGCAAUUAACUAAUCGCAUGCCAUUUGUUGGGACGUCUGUAGGCCUUUACGUUUACAUUUUUAGGGACGCCAUAGACACAUUUGGAUGUCAUGAAAAUCUGCCGGUCAGAAACGAUUUUGAAGAACCAUAGAAUAGACUUUCACUAUCCAAAUGUGUCUGAUGUGGUAGCCCUUUUGGUAUUUUUUUACUACACACUUUGGCGCCUGAUGGGCUUUGGUUUUUUUUAGGUGCAAGUACCUAUUUUUUAUUGUAUAUUUAUUUAAACGGCCGGCACUGCCGUGUGUAAUAGUUAGACUGCACCUGUACGAGGCGGCGCUACACCAUGUAUACGAUGAUAAGUUCAACGUUAUUGUGACCAUCAGAUUUGAUUCAAAUACAUUUUUGUGUAGUUUA
Molecule: messenger RNA, 5579 nt
Organism: Cydia fagiglandana
Lineage: Eukaryota; Metazoa; Arthropoda; Insecta; Lepidoptera; Tortricidae
Gene: exd
Product: homeobox protein extradenticle
Exons: 9
Coding region: 222-1388 (388 amino acids)
Biological process (GO): embryonic organ development; regulation of transcription by RNA polymerase II; neuron development
Cellular component (GO): nucleus
Molecular function (GO): DNA-binding transcription factor activity, RNA polymerase II-specific; RNA polymerase II cis-regulatory region sequence-specific DNA binding
Source: RefSeq, a predicted model, not a curated record